Ceratina calcarata is the source of this 1358-nucleotide messenger RNA. RefSeq names its product glycine cleavage system H protein, mitochondrial (gene ppl). The transcript is spliced from 3 exons. Gene Ontology annotation, cellular component: glycine cleavage complex; mitochondrion; cytoplasm. Lineage: Eukaryota; Metazoa; Arthropoda; Insecta; Hymenoptera; Apidae. The record is from RefSeq and is a predicted model, not a curated record. Gene Ontology annotation, biological process: protein lipoylation; glycine decarboxylation via glycine cleavage system. Bases 181 to 699 code for a protein of 172 amino acids.
UCACAGACAUGUUUUAACCAUUCCUUUGCCUCGCGCGUUCCGUUCAUAACAAGAAUCUCACCUCUGCAGCAGCACGACGGAAAAUUUAUGAACUUAACAAGCAGGAACGGCAAGGAAGGGUACGGAUGUAAUAAGGUUAAGCUCUUCGACUGUUUCGAAAACGGGGAAAUAUAACUAAAUAUGGCAAAAGUAAUCGCGCAAAUGGUAAAGUACACCGCAAGGACGUUCCCUCAUGUCUCAAGAGAAACGGUAUUUACACGUUUUCCACCAAAAGCAUCAUUAGUCGUUUCACGUUCCAUCACUACCACUCGAUGCUUGAACGCCGUCAGACUGUAUACAGAAAAACAUGAAUGGAUAACAAUUGAUGGUAAAGUGGGCAUAGUUGGAAUAUCUAAUUAUGCGCAAGAAGCAUUAGGCGACGUUGUUUACGCACAACUUCCAGACGUAGGAGCUACAAUUGAAAAAGAAGCCGAAUGUGGAGCAUUAGAAUCAGUGAAAGCUGCUUCUGAACUGUUUAGUCCUGUUAGUGGGAAGGUAAUAGAAAAGAAUGAAGACGUUGAGAAAACACCUGGCUUAGUCAACUCUUCCUGUUACGAAAAAGGAUGGUUGUUUAAGGUAGAGAUAAAUAAUCCUGAGGAACUAAAAAAUCUAAUGAGUGAAGAGACAUAUAAUGAAUAUUUAAAAUCUGAUAAAUCAUAAAUAUAUUGAGUUUACAAUAUGUAAAUAAUUUAGUAACGAUAUAAUUUUUAUUGUUUUUCUUAAUUAGCCAUCGUCAGUGGAGAAACUAUCAAAAUUGUUCUUAUUUAUUGUAAAUUAUACAGCAAAAACUAUGCACAUAAAGAUGUUAGUAUUUGAUAUUACAUUAUAUCAAUCAAAAUAUAAAACAAAUUAGUUUUCAGUUGAUUUUUUAAACAUGAAGUAAACAUAUUUCGAACAGAACGAAUUCGUGAUUGGUUUGAUUACAAUAAGGAGUUAGUACUUUUACAAAUAUAACUAAAAGUGAUUUGCUUUUAAAUCAGAAGGAGGCACAUUUCUAUAUGUGAGAUUAGUCUGUGUGUUCAAUGAAACGAAUGCAAUGUAUAUUCGAAAAAUCGUAAAUUAAGAAUAUCAAGCUAAGUGCAGUAGUUAGCUGACAUCUUUAUUAACCACUGUGCAUUUUUUUUAAAUCUUUUUACCAUAUUUGUACAAAGCAAACAAAUGUUUUAAUAUACAUGUUAUUUAUAUAUACGAAUGACACAGUUGUUACAAAUCAUAAUAAAACCUUCUGUUGUACAUAAACGCAUUUAAAUUAUGUAGUAAAUUGUACAUAUUGUGAAAAGAUUGAAGGAUCUGAAAUAGUAUUUGCAAGUUUCUGAAAA